Messenger RNA from Amoebophrya sp. A120, 1520 nucleotides. The record is from the annotation of a GenBank genome assembly. Lineage: Eukaryota; Dinophyceae; Syndiniales; Amoebophryaceae.
GUUUUCGCUCGAGUAGAAGGUUACAUUUCCAAGAACGACUGAGCUCCUAUCCAGUACAACUUCUUCCUCACUUUUGCUUUUUCUACUCUUGUUCAAAGAUGUAGCUGGGAACGGGGACAGUUCGUGCCUUUUCUCGCUGCGCGCCGCGCACGCUUCUGGUGCCGCCGGACGCCGGCCGAUACUGCCGCCAGUGGUGCGGGGAAUACAACAAAAGAACUGCAUAGUACGCGACAAGAACGAGAUGCCGAAAGCUCCUCCUCUUUGGUCGGUGCUGCUGUUGCACCCGCCAUGGAAGACCGCCGAUGGACUCAGUCUCGCCGAUAAUAAUCGCGAUCCACCAAAACCGGCACACAUGAAGAAAUCGUUCCUUGCGCCCUCGAUGGAGAGUAGAAAAAGUUCCGGAACUUCUACGGACACGAAAUCUUCCGCGGCCGCCGGGCCGCCCUGCGCCUGCGAGGCCACCAACCCGAAGUGGCAGCCGCCGGUGCCGCGCGACCCGAUGUGCUUCUUCAUCGACGUGGGGGCGGGGCGCGGGGACAGCGAGCUGGCCUUCCUCGGCGAGCACGGGGGGCAAACGAGCACGGGCGGGCAAGGGCAGCAGCUGACCUUCGACACGGGUGCGUGGAAGAAGGAGGAGUGCUUGUCCUACCUGGUGGAGCCGAACUCCAACUUCGGGCCGUCGCUGACGGAGUAUCAGAGUGCACAAGCACAACACUCCCCCUCGUUUGUCAUGCAAAAUCCCGAUCCCACUUGCUGCAGUGUGGGUCUGUUUGCAUGACAAAUUCUGGAGGAACGCGUACUGGUGUUUGUAUUCGGUGUAGUUCAUGCAAUACAAAUGGGGUUGAACAACGGGAGUAGUUGUGCACUCUCAUACGGAGGUGGCACGACGGGUGCCCGGGCGGAUCUUCCCGAUGGUGCAGCAGGCUGCCUACAUGUGCGAUAAGCAAAACGAAACCUUCUACCUCGAUACCGCGGGGCCGCACGCCCGGGGGUCGGCGAUCGACCCGCAUCACAGCGACAUCCAGCGCCAGGGCACCGCGAAAACGCCUGUCAAUGUACUGACUUUUGAUAGAUACAACCCUUGUAGCAGCUUAGUCAGUUCACAAAGACAAAUUAAUCAGGUUUCUUCAGGCAAUUCAGCAUGACAAAUUCCACAGGUCACACUGGUGAACCUGCUGCGGUGGUUGCGCGAGGGCGUGUUACCGGAGGACCACCUUGUUUUGAAGAUGGAUGCGGAGGGCGCGGAGUGGGACAUUAUCCCCUGCCUGGCGAAGAACCCGGACAUCUACAAGCUGAUUGACGUGAUGUACCUGGAGGACCACUGCCCGCGCGGCCAGUACUGCUGCUUCGAAAACCUCCACACGGUCCACGGCGAGCAGCAGUGCGACCCCACCCCGCAGGGCCAGUGCUGGUGCCCCUCCAAGGGACAGGCGGGCAACACCCGGGCGGACUUCGACGCCGCACUGAACACGCUGAAGAGCGCCGGGGUCAAGUUUCCGCCCUACUUUUCGGAAACUUGA